CAACUGUCCUAAAUCUAGGACGCACUGCUAACGGCACAAAGACAAGAAGGCAGGCCAACCAACCAGGACACCAAGCAAGCAAGAAGGGAGCGAGUGAUGGUGGGUGGUGAGCUGUGUGGGUGCCUGCGGCUGCUGGUGUCUGUGUCCGACUUUGAGAACAUUGAUCUGUUUGAAAAGGGCACGUACUCUGUGCGCGUACGUGUGGUGAGCAACGCAGCUCGGCCGCAGCAGCUGCAACAGCUAAACAAGCCCAAAGGGGCGCACGCGCGCACGGAUCAGCAACACCACCCCCAGCACCAACAGCAACAACAACAACAGCAGCAGCCUCUUAGUUGCCCCAAUGCUGUGUCCACGCUGACUGGCCUUUUUGCCUCGUGUAAGGACAAGCGGCCGCUCAACACUACGGAUGCGCCCGUCCUUGCUGAUGCCCUACCCAUCGAAAGCCCACGUCGACGCAACCUCGCCCUCGAGUUUCGCUGUGGCCACUUUCCUGGCUCGGGCCGGCUUGUUCCAAGCAGCCCGUCGUCCAUCACAAUGGAGACCAAGACGUUUUUUGUCAAGUACAAGAGGGACUUUUGCCACUUUGACACAGCGCUGUCGUGCACUGCAUUCACGCCGCUACACCACCUUCUCAUCCCAAAUCACGCCCCCAUAUCCAUUGUGCUUGAGCUGCUGCUCGCUCGCGAGGGCGAUGGUGGCGACGACGCCACUGCAGCAGAGCAGGAUGUGCUGGCAACGCGAACCAUCAACGUGUGGGGGCUCUCCUGCCUGCAGCGCCUGUGGGCCGACACGGUGGAGUUUGACUUCCUGCACAUGUGCGGCGUGAAGGUGAUGGUGUCAUGUCUUCUCACGGGGAUAUGCGCCCCAGCGUCACCGUCUCGCCCGCCACCGACGCCGCAGCAAAUGAAACGAAGCGAGACACUGCAAGCGCAGCUUGAGGACGCCCUGUUGAACAUUGUCACGCCCUCAGAAACGGCUUCCGCCACACCAAAACCCAGCACGAACCCUUCUUCAUCAACACCCUCAGCAUCAGCAUCAAUGUCAUCAUCAGCAACACCAUCGACAGCAGAAGCGCCUGUGGUCCGCUUCCAUCAGCUCCGGGCGGCGCUCGCUGCUCUCCUCUCCUUCACCGUCACCGCCCUCGACUCGCAGCACGACGUGCACAGCAUGCAGCCGCUGCACGGCCAGACCGCAGGAUCCAGCACCCGUGCCACCGCCAACUCUUUACCACCACCACCAUCAUCAUCAGCCCCAACACCGGCCCACGUGAUCAGCGGCCUGGCCACCGCCCGCGGUGCGCUGUCCGGUAUGCUCGAGACACCAGACCUUGACGAGCGCGAUGAACACGUGCGCCCGCGACACCACACCGCCCUCGCUGCUACCGGUCGCAAUGAUGGUGGCGAUGGCAGCAACAGUGGUGGCGGUGGUGGUGGUGUGCCCAUGUACAGUAUUCGUGCCCUCACCACGCAGCUCGUGGACAUCUAUGAAGCCCUGGAUGACGCCGUGCUUGGGCUGCACGUGCUCGGUGCCCACAGCGCGCGGUUGCGCAAUUUGGCGACGCGUGCCUGCAGGCAACACAUGCAUCGGCUGCUGGCGUGCGGCGUGUAUUCGCGCGAUCUGCCCACUGGACAACUGGUCCUGGAGAGCGCAACGGAUUUUGGUGGACACAAGCCGGUGGACCUGGCACAGCUUGUGUUCCGGCAAUCAUCAGCCAUGUACACCAGCAACGCAGCCCUCCACCCAGUGUUUUCAGUUGCAGAAGACGCGACGCGGCCUGACGAGACGGCUGCGCUCUUCAUUGAGCGGCUGACGGCGCCGUGGUCCAGCCCGCGCUGCGCAACAACACGCGCAUCGUCUCUCUGUUCCACUCGUCCACAGACACCGCGCAAGGGCCCGCCCACACCCGCGCACGCCCCACACCGCGGGCAGCGGCAGGGUGAUGGGGAUUGGCAGCCAGAGCAUUCUGGAAACAGGAGGAGAGAACUGUUUUCAACCAACAGUGACAACGGUCGUGAUGAAGAUGGUGGUGGUGGCGAUGAUGGUGAAGGUGAAGGUGAAGAUGGCUCGAAGAUGAUGCUACUGCGGUCCCCAAAACACCACAUGUACGGGCGCAACACCACGGCCAAACUGGCAGACACUCGAGGCAUUGUCGACCUGGCAUACGACGACGACGACGACGAUGCUGGUGGUGUUGAUGUUGAUGAUGAUGAUGAUGAUGGUCGGGAAAGAGGAAGUGCAAGCCCUGAUGACAGUGUGUAUGGGUUUCGAGGGCUAGCAGAUUUGAACACGACGGUUGCCACGAGCGAGGCGGUGGUGAUGGCAAAUGAUGCGGGUGAAGACGACGACCACACUGGUGUGGAUGUGUUUGUCAGCACCAACCACUAUGACGCCAACAUCAACGACACCAGCGUUCUGGUCGAGCAGCACGAUGAUAAGAAUGACGACGACGACGAUGAUGAUGAUGAUGAUGGUGAAGGAGAAGGUGGUGGCGGCGACAGCUCUGCUGACGCGUCUGAUAUUGAUGUUGACGCCAUCAUUCUGAGCGGAGACCAAUCCGAUCACCAACCCCUCGUGCAAACCAACAACAACAACAACAACAACAACAACAACAACAACAACAACAACAACAACAACAAGUAUGGUGGUGGUGCACGGCGUGCGAGCGCACAUGACAGCGAUGCCGCUGGAUGCGGGUGCGGGAGUGGGCGGUGGCCGUUUUCGCGCAUUCGAAGUUCGCGGCGCAAGAAACGACACAACCGCAAGCAUGCCAACAACAACACCCACAAACACCAGCACCACCACAACCACGGCAACCACCACAGUCAUGGUACCCACAAUCAGCACUACCACCACCAUCGCGACCGCGAGCGGCAGCAGCGCGGCAACCCGUACGUGCACGGUGCGCUGCCAGCAACACCAGCACGGGAAGCAGCUGCAGCAGACGGGAUGGCCGUGUCACGCAGCAUCGACGGUACCAGCACCACCGCUGGACGGGAGGGCGAUGCGUCCACAGCCAGCCAUCAUCAUCACCACCGCCACCGCCACCGCCACCGCCAAGCGAGCACUGCAUCCGUGGCGUCUGCGGUGAGUUCAGGCGGGCGGCAGCGCAGGACUCCCAAACAGCUUCGCGGCGGCGUUUCAAAAGCUUCCUCCAGAGGUUCACUGCAGGAGCGCGUGCUGAUGACGUCACAGGUGCGUGACCCGGUAACGGCGGCGCUGGAGACACUGCCGCUCUCCCCGGCGGCUGCGGAUGUGUUGGCGGACACGAUGGCCCUCAGAAUGGCCCUGUCGGCGCCGUGUGUCACCCUGCCGUCACUCGAUGCUGCAUCAAACACGACGACAAGCGCCACCAAAGGCACCGAGACAGCCACUUCAACCACAACCACUUCAGCAGCAACAGCAACAACGACCACGCCAGACGUGAGCGCACAGCCUGCCAGCGCCAAUGCUGCUGACGUGCGGUUACAGCAAUUGCCGUCGGUGCUGCCGGGUGAUGUGUUGCGACAGCUGGACACGGGGGAGCGGCACCUCUUUGUGUGUGUGCACGGGCUGGAGGGUAACCAGUACGAUCUGCGCAACGUGCGGCUCAAGAUUCAGCAGUGGCUGCCUGAUGCAACCUUCCUCAUGUGGAGCGAUGACGACACACACAAGGGCAUUCCCCUUCUGGCAGAGAGCUUGAUUGUGGCGGUGGAGUCUGCCAUGCACAAGCACGACCCGAUGCACGUGUCCUUUAUUGGCCAUUCGCUCGGGAAUCUUGUCAUCCGCCAUGCCCUCUCCUCGCCUCGCCUCGCUGGUUUGUUCGAGGAUGGAGGGCACACCGCCAACAGCAGCAACAGCGACAACAACAACGACAACGGUAACGACGCUCAUGCAACAACAGCAGCGGCAUCAUCAUCAUCAUCAUCAGCACAAUCAUCAUCAUCAUCAUCAGAUUCGAAAGCAAGAGGCGAUUUGAGCCGGGCGCGGGCGAGUUUGCUGGACGGCGCUGGCAGCGCUGCCAAGGCCAAACUGCACACGUACAUCUCCUUCUGCGGGCCGCACUGUGGGGCGGUGUUCCUGUCUGGGCUCGUCAACACGGGUCUGUGGUUCAUGAGCAAGCUCACACGGUCCACCUCCAUGCCGCAGCUGCAGUUCAAGGACGCGCGCAGCAUGCGAGAUGCGCUGCUGUAUCGCAUGCGGAACCAGGGCAAGCUGGGCAGGUUCAGGCACGUUGUGCUCGUUGCCUCGCCACAGGACGGGUACGUGUCGCUGUCGUCGGCGCUGCUCACGCCGGAGCCAAAGGGCGGCAGUGGCACGCGCCAGGCCGUGUUUGAGGAGGUCCGCACCGCCCUGCUGCAGGAAAUGCUUGCAGGCACGAACACGAGCCUGUCGCGGUGCCAAGUUGUCUUUCCGCCGUCCAAGUCGCGGUUCUCGCUUGCGAAUGCGAUUGGGCGGGCGGCGCACGUGGCGCUGCUUGACUCGGAGCGGUUCCUCGCCAAGUUUGUGCUCGCCCAUCUCCACUGCCUCGUCAGGGAGCCAACCACCACCCAGCGCGCAUCCUUUGUCUAAUCGCCCGUGG
Salpingoeca rosetta is the source of this 4558-nucleotide messenger RNA. RefSeq lists its product as uncharacterized. The coding region runs from base 97 to 4548 and encodes 1483 amino acids. Lineage: Eukaryota; Choanoflagellata; Craspedida; Salpingoecidae. The transcript has 6 exons. The record is from RefSeq and is a predicted model, not a curated record.